Molecule: messenger RNA, 450 nt
Organism: Trypanosoma brucei brucei TREU927
Lineage: Eukaryota; Euglenozoa; Kinetoplastea; Trypanosomatida; Trypanosomatidae
Exons: 1
Coding region: 1-450 (149 amino acids)
Source: RefSeq, a predicted model, not a curated record
AUGGACGCUCUGCGCCGGGUUGGUUGCCCAAACAGCAGUCAAGAGCAUCGAAAGGGGAAUGAGUAUUUAGGUGAUGCGGCGGUGAGGUACGCCCGCCGCGGGUUCCCGGAUCAGAUGUGCUUCGGCGAGUGCUGCGCCGAUGCGCGCCAGGUUUUGCAGCACCUUCAAUUUUUGUACCAAGUGAAUGGUGUGGUUGAGUAUGGUAAACAUGAUUAUAGUGGGGAAGGGAGUACUGCCUUCCCGGCGUUGUUGUCUUUUUUCUUUUUAAUGAUUUUUUUCGUCCUUUGUUUUCUGCCAGUUUGGGUCUCACGUAGAUCUGACGACCGCAAACACCGUGCGUUUAGUAUUUGGAUGCAGGGUAAAGUAUUCCAGUUCUCGGCUUUUGGAGAGCGUAAGGGUUGCUUUGCGCCCUUACAGUGGAAACUGUCAAAACGAAGGAGGCUGAACUGA